ACAGGACAGGAAAGGACGGGGCAGGACAGGACAAGGCAUUAGAAAAGAGAAAAUAAGAAAAGGCCAAGGCAAGGCAAGGCAAGACAAGACAUUGGCCUGACCUGUCAUGCCUUUCCUUUCCUUGCUUUGCCUUACCCUACGUUACCUGCGCCAGUGUCUUUUUUUGUCUUGCUUUGCCUUGAUACUGAUUGCAACGACUACAUCGAUUUUAGCUAUCUAAUUGAAAGAGGAAACUUCUCUCUGUCCACCUUUCCACCGUCUUACUCCGUUACCUUUUAAGUUACUUUAAGAAAGAUCCCAAGGCAUGGCCCAUCAGACUACAAGCAGCUUCCUUUUCUCUUUUACACCCAAAAUAUGUCUCGUAUCGUUUCAACAACUACACGAAAUCUGGUACCAGUCUUUUGUAGUCCUUAAUUAUAACAAUACACCAGCAAAAGCUGACCAUCGGCUUAAAGUAAACUUUUAUAGUGUACAUCCAAUCAAAUCAAGGGAUUUGCAAAAUACUAAAAUACCAAUGGUAGAUGAAUCUUCUAAUCCAUGACUGUUUAAUAACUGCUGUUGGGUGCGCUUAGAGGCAAAAGUAUUCGUAAAUUGAUCAUAACUGAUGAAUCAAUCAAAAUGCGAGAAUAAUUUGACUCCUUGUAUGAAGAUAUAUUUCAGAAUCACCCGCCGUUUAAUAUCACGCUUUUUGAAAUAACUGAGCUACUACGCGCGCGCUCAUUGGUCGAUAGUUAUGUUUAGAUGAAAGUAGGUAAACACGGUUUUGACGUUUUAGAUUGCCGCGUAUUUUUGAGAAUUAUUUUAUAAAAGCAAAAGAACACUUUUUUCGUGAUUACAUAGCCUCAUCUAAACACUCGGAAGGUUGGGAGAAUUUUCGAAAGUUAUGCAAUCCCUCAAAUACGUCUUGGGUUUACAUAACUUCUCGAAUUCUCCCAACCCUCCUCGUGUUUGAAUGAGGCUAUGUAAACACGGAAAAAUUGCUCUAUUGCUUAAGGCGAAUACAAUCACCGUAGUCAAGGACGGACAAUUUAUGCACGUUUUACCACGCAGUGUCUUUUCUUCUCUGAACAAUUGGCCUUAUAAAAUCCGUAAGGAUGAAAAAAAAUAUUAUUUCAUUAGCAGUAUAUAUGGGAUCAGACAAAUGCCGGCAGCUUAAGGAGCGAGCAAUCCCUUAAAUGCAGGCUGCACUGUCGUAACUUGGAAUAUUAAAUCUCAUCCCAUAACCAGUUGGAAAAGAUUUGGAUCUUCGAAGAAUUAGAGCGAGAUUGCUUUUGGAAACGUCUUCACCAUUCUAAAUGAAGUAGUACUGAUGUGUCUGAGAUCACAAGGCAGAAUUCGAAUCCGCGAGGUUCUCUUAGGCGUGCUUAUUGGCUUGGGGGUAGCGGGUGUUUUGGUCAUGUGGACGAACGAAAGUGUUUACAUGAAGCACAAGCCUGUGAUGAGAUACAGCACUGGAGACGAUUUCCAAGAACAUACUGCCGUUAACACUAGACCAGUUGGAAACCAAGUGAACGCAGAUAAACCUGGCACACAAGAAAAUAAACAUGAUGACUUUAACACACAGAUCAACCCUUACAAAGCUUAUGGUCACGUCAAAAUCAUCUUGUUUUUCAUUGGUUAUCCACGCAGUCGUCACUCUCUCCUUGGUUCUUUACUGGAUGCUCACCCGCACAUGGUUAUAGCAGACGAAACAAAUGCCUUCGGCAAGUGGAGCUCAAAUCCAAACAAAUGGAUGAACCAUUCAGUAUACGCAUAUUAUGACACUAUUUUUAAUGCUUCACAGCGUGCAAUCAAACGAGGAAGAAGGUCAGGAGUAUUUAAAGAAAGCGUUGUGAAUACAACCUCUAAGUAUCGUUAUUAUGUACCAAACCAAUGGCAAAGCACGUUUGAUCAAUACAUUGAGAUCAUUGGAGACAAGGCAGGCGGGUAUACAGCGUUUGCGAUGAAGAGAACGAAUGCGGUAGAAGCCGUUCACCUUUUAGAGAAAACUGCGGGCGCUAAGGUGAAGUUUGUUCACGUUGUGAGAAAUCCAUUUGACAACAUUGCGACCAUGGUCCUGCGGAAAAGAGACAUAAAGGAACGGUAUGGAGAACAUAAACUAAGGGUUAACGCUCCUGAAGAACUCGAUACAAAAAUAAAGACUUACUUCAGUAUGGCCGAGGGAUGUAACUUGGCCAGGGAAACUUUUCCAGGCAGCGUCAUUGAUGUACCAAGCAUAGAGAUAGUCAAGAACCCGGUGGAAACCCUGAGAAGAAUCUGUCAGUUCCUUGAAAUCGCGUGCACAGAGCAAUAUCUUCUGGAUUGUGCAGCCACUGUGGACCCGGUCCCCUCCAUAACACGUGAUUUCAUAGAAUGGACCGCUGAACAAAAACACAAGGUGUACGACAUGAUGGGAAAAUACUCCUUUUUCGAAGGGUAUUCUUUUGACAAAUAAAUAAUUGCUAUUGCCA
Messenger RNA from Orbicella faveolata, 2450 nucleotides. RefSeq lists its product as uncharacterized. NCBI's taxonomy places the organism in Eukaryota, Metazoa, Cnidaria, Anthozoa, Scleractinia, Merulinidae. The record is from RefSeq and is a predicted model, not a curated record. Gene Ontology annotation, cellular component: Golgi apparatus. Gene Ontology annotation, biological process: peptidyl-tyrosine sulfation. Gene Ontology annotation, molecular function: protein-tyrosine sulfotransferase activity.